AUGUGUAAUGAAGAAGUCACUGGAAUUUUGGAUGCUUGUCACUCUUGGGCAUGUGGUGGACAUUUUAGUGCUAAAAAGACUUCUAGGAAGAUUUUGGAAGCAGGGUUCUGCUGGCCAACACUCUUUAAAGAUGCCUACAAUUAUUGCAAAGUGUGUGAUAAGUGCCAGCGUUUUGGUGGAAAUAGUAAAAGACAUGAGAUGCCCCGAGUCCCAAUGCUUUUCUGUGAAAUAUUUGAUGUGUGGGGGAUAGAUUUUAUAGGGCCAUUCCCUCUAUCUUUUGGUUAUCAUUAUAUACUAUUAGCUGUGGAUUAUGUUUCAAGAUGGGUGGAGGCAAUACCAACAAAAAAGGAUGAUGCAGCCACUGUUGCCAAGUUCAUUAAGUCUCAUAUAUUUUCCAGAUUUGGUAUUCCUAGAGCUAUGAUUCUUGAAAAGAUAGUGAGACCAAUAAGGAGGGAUUGGAGUGUUAAAUUAGAAGAAGCUUUAUGGGCAUAUAGGACAGCUUUCAAGACCCCAAUUGGGAUGUCUUCUUAUAGGCUAGUAUAUGGAAAAGCAUGCCACUUACCUGUAGAACUUGAACAUAAAGCUUAUUGGGCUGUAAAAAUCUGCAAUAUGGACAUGGAAGCUACUGUAAUUGAAAGAAAAAUGCAGAUACAAGAGUUACAAGAAAUCAGACUUGAGGCAUAUGAGAAUUCAAGGAUAUUCAAGUUUAAACAAGGGAAGCUCAAUACAAGAUGGGAUGGUCCAUAUACAGUUACCAAAGUGCAUGAUUUUGGUAUGUUGGAACUUCUAGAUGAGCAAAAUGGUCGCACAUUGAAGAAAUCUGGGAAUACAUUGAAACCUAAUUAUUCUUGGGAAGAUUCAGCAUUUGAGGUUGAGAAAUGCUGUAUUAAGGUACCAAAUAUGUAUGGUCAUAAAGAGCUUAGGAAAGAUCUCAACUUCUUCCUAAAAGAAGUCCAAAAGCUAAAUGCUGAAGUAGACCAUUUGAAGUCUAAUCGCAGCUCCAAGUCUAAAAGAGACUUGCAUAGAAGAUUGCAGGAGUUAAAACAAGGCUCCAUGACUGUUGAGGGCUAUCAUAAUGAGAUGGAGUUAGCAAUGAUUAGAGAUGGGAUAAAGGAGACUCCAGAAGCCACUAUGGAUCGCUUUAUACAUGGGCUUAAUCCUAGAUUAGCUUGUGUUGCAGAAAUGUGCAACUUCAUGGAGAUUAAAGAUUUGGUUUCUCUACUUAGUAAGCAUGAGCGAGAACUCAAGAGACAUAAAUAUUCAGAAAGACAAUGCUCCUCUUCAAAGAAGAAUAAUCAAGAGAAAGAUGUCAUCUCCACAUCAAAUUCAAAGGAGAUGGAUUCCAUUAUUUCGAAUAAUUGUGAAAAAGAAGAGAGUUUGAGCAAAGAAACAAGUGCAAUACAUUGA
Molecule: messenger RNA, 1407 nt
Organism: Neltuma alba
Lineage: Eukaryota; Viridiplantae; Streptophyta; Magnoliopsida; Fabales; Fabaceae
Exons: 5
Coding region: 1-1407 (468 amino acids)
Biological process (GO): DNA integration
Molecular function (GO): nucleic acid binding
Source: RefSeq, a predicted model, not a curated record